Molecule: messenger RNA, 1304 nt
Organism: Glycine soja
Lineage: Eukaryota; Viridiplantae; Streptophyta; Magnoliopsida; Fabales; Fabaceae
Product: lignin-forming anionic peroxidase-like
Exons: 4
Coding region: 181-1152 (323 amino acids)
Biological process (GO): hydrogen peroxide catabolic process; response to oxidative stress
Molecular function (GO): peroxidase activity; heme binding
Source: RefSeq, a predicted model, not a curated record
AAUCGAUUCUUUAAUUUUUUUCUCUCUCGAGUGUUGAGUUGUUAAAUAUAUAUAUAUAUAUAUAUAUAUAUAUAUAUAAUUCAUUUUCGUUGUAAUUAACCUAUACUCAUAUUCUGUAUAGUUUCUCUUGAGUGCUAACUUAAAUAUAUUCAAUUCGACGCGCUAUAUAUUCAUCAAUUCAUGGCGUAUAGAACUUCAAGUAUCACAAGUUUGUUCGUGACAUUGGUGCUGUUAGGCACGAUAUUAUGUGAUGCACAAUUGUCUUCUACGUUUUAUGACAGUGCAUGCCCCAAUGCACUUAGCACCAUAAGAUCUGUCAUUCGUAGUGCAGUUUCUGCGGAGCGCCGCAUGGCUGCUUCUCUCAUUCGCCUUCAUUUUCACGAUUGCUUCGUUCAGGGUUGUGAUGCAUCAAUAUUGCUUGAUGAUAGCUCCACUAUCGAGAGCGAAAAGAGUGCACUUCAGAAUGCUAACUCAAUAAGGGGAUAUAACAUCAUCGACCAAGCAAAAUCUGAGGUGGAGAAAGUAUGUCCCGGGGUUGUGUCAUGCGCUGACAUUGUAGCAGUAGCAGCACGUGAUGCAUCAUUUGCCGUGGGUGGUCCAUCAUGGACUGUGAAGCUUGGACGAAGAGAUUCUACCACUGCAAGCAAAAGUUCGGCUACUAGUGACCUUCCACGAUUCACAGACGAUCUUGACACUCUUAUCUCUAAAUUCAAUAAUAAGGGUCUCACUGCCAGAGACAUGGUUACUCUAUCCGGUGCCCACACAAUCGGACAAGCUCAAUGCUUCACAUUUCGUGGAAGGAUAUACAAUAAUGCAAGUGACAUUGAUGCAGGAUUUGCUAGCACUCGUCAACGUGGUUGUCCAUCCGUCAGUAAUGAUGAUAAUGAUAAGAAAUUGGCAGCACUAGACUUGGUCACACCCAAUUCAUUUGACAACAACUACUUCAAGAAUUUGAUUCAGAAGAAGGGUCUUCUUCAAUCAGACCAAGUUCUGUUUAGUGGAGGAUCUACAGAUUCUAUUGUCUCCGAAUACAGCAAAAAUCCUACAACCUUUAAAUCCGACUUCGCAGCUGCUAUGAUAAAAAUGGGAGAUAUUGAACCAUUAACUGGUUCAGCUGGAAUGAUAAGAAAGAUUUGCAGUUCUGUCAACUAAGUUUUUGGACAUGUCAAUCUUCAUUGUGUUGUUUAAAAUUUCUUAAAUUAUUUCAUUUCCGCCUAAUAGGUGUCAAAUAUUCUUAUCAAUUCCUUUAAUUGUAUGUAGUUCCUCUCUGUUCCAUUGAUCAAUAAAUUGUAAGUUUCCUUGCC